GGAACUUUGAAAGUUCCCGACUCUUACAACGCGCGGAUCAUGGACGGAUAUCAUGUGCAGAGCCAGGACAGCAGCAACUACCACAACGUUGGCUAUCAACAGCAGCAAACAGCUCUGCAGCACACACACUUGCAGCCACAUCAGUACCAAUCGCAGCAUCACCAUCACAGCCAUCACGGCGGCCACCAUCAGCAGCAGCACCACACGAACCCGAACGUUGGCUACACGACGCUAAACUACGCCCAUUCGGAUGCCGGAUUCGUUUCUCCGCCGCCGUCACCCCGAUCCAACAGCUCGCUAGCUUCCUGUGCGUCCUCUUCCUACUCGACGGCUUCUUCAUCGUCGUCGUCGGCCGUUUCAUCGGCUAGGUCGACCUCUUCCGGACUUUCGUCGGCUGGUUCGGAGAAUGGCUCUUCGUACGAAAAUCUGGACAAUUCGGCUCAAAGGUUGGCCGUGCUGUCUUUUGAGCAGGUCUGCAAACUGGACGAUGUACUGAACGAACCGAUCUCGAUCCAUGGUCGUGGCAACUUUCCCACGUUGGAAGUUAAGUUGAAGGAUCUGGUUAACAUUGUGCGCGAGAAGCUGGAGACCGAUAUCGCCUCGGGUGGAGCCGGAAUGACUGUGAAGGAUAUACGCUUGAAUGGGGGCGCUGCUAGUCACGUGUUGGCCUCGGAAGCCCAGCCAUACAACGAUUUGGAUUUGAUCUUUGCGAUUGAGUUCAGCUCGAAUCGGCACUUCGAUCGGGUUAAGUCGGCCGUACUGUCAUCGCUGCUGGAUUUGCUGCCGGAAGGUGUUGUGAGGCGGAGGAUAACUCAGUGUUCGCUGAAGGAGGCGUACGUUGGAAAGAUGGUCAAGGUCAACAAUAACAAUGACGGCGACCGAUGGAGUCUGAUCUCGCUGGGAAAUUCGCCUGGGCACAAGAACGUUGAACUGAAAUUUGUCGAUACCAUGCGUAGACAGUUCGAGUUCAGCGUGGAUUCAUUCCAGAUCGUUCUGGACUCGCUGUUGAUGUUCUACGACUGCACAGAGAAGACCAUGAUCACGGAGAACUUCUAUCCUUCGGUGGUUGGGGAAUCGGUUUAUGGGGAUUUCCAGGAAGCUCUGUACCACUUGCAGAAGAAACUCAUCUCCACGAGGCAACCGGAGGAAAUUCGAGGCGGUGGACUAUUAAAGUAUUGCAAUUUGCUUGUGCGGAACUAUAUUCCAGUUGAUCCCCAGAAAAUCAAAACCCUGGAACGUUACAUGUGCUCCAGGUUCUUCAUUGACUUCCCGGAUAUCGAUCAGCAAAAGAUCAAGCUGGAGGCGUAUCUGAAGAAUCACUUCUCGGGUGAGGCAGAGGAACAUCUGCAAUACCAGUACCUGAUGCAUUUAUUAGACGUUGUUGAGCAGAGUACAGUGUGUCUGAUGGGCCACGAGCGUCGGCAGACCCUAAUGUUGAUCCAAUCGCUGGCCAUGCAGGUGCUGUACCGUGAUCAGCCCCAGAAUCAGACCAUCAUUACAACCACGAGUGCAGUCCCUCAGCACACGACCACACUUCAGCUGCAGCCACUGCAGACCCAGCUCUCGCAGCUCAGCUUACAGCCUCAGCCACAUUCACCGAUUCAGCAGACUGUUAUCCACCAUCAUCAUCCGCAGGCCUCGCCCCAGACGCAAACUCUCCAGCUCCAGCACACCCAGCAAACGCAACCCGGACAGCAACAGCUUCAACAUCAGCCACAGACCAUCUCCCUAACGCCCCAGCCGGGCGGUCUUCUCUACGCCAACGGAAUGUUCUACGCCCCGGUCAUCCCGACCACGCUCUGCACCUGCAACACCACGUGGCUAACGACGUGAUCACCGACCACCAACGACGAUCAACAGCAUCGCAACAGCCAAUUAGCCACUAACAAUAGCAACAUCAACAGCAACACCACCACUAACGUCAGCAUCAACUGUAAUGAAGCAGCAACAGCAGCACCACUGCUAGUGGGAUCCAUCAUCGGCUACAGCAAUCCAGCGACUCUGCUAUCACAUCAACAACAUCAACAGCAGCAACUGUCAACAGCAGACUCGUAUCCAGUCCUGUGCUCAUCGCCAAGUUGUUGUCCAGGCUUCGACAACUACAGUAAUCAACCGUCGUCGGCGCCAACAAUAAUCGACUACGAGUACUAUUCGCCGGCCAACAUCCUCAUGAUCGCGGAACGAUGAUCAUCUCGUUCCGAAAACGAACGCGAACACACGCACACACUUUGAAGAACGAUUCGACUACUUUGAUUGAAGCAUAUUGGUUGCUUGGUUAUAUUGGAUUGAAACUUGUCACACACACACUGAGAGAAAAAUAAACAACUAUUACUACGCAUUUUGCAUGGUCGUUUUGACGUUGCUAUACCAAGAAGUAACAAAAAAAAUACAAGAGACGCUAGCGCUACUCAUAAAUCGUACCUUUCUUCGGAUUCGACAAAUGAAUAUGGUGAUGGCAAGUUUCAAUCCGAUAAAUUGGUUAACUUAAAAAAAAAAAUGGAUUUAUAAAGGGAUGUAAAAAUGGGAAGUUUUCAACAGGCAGCACUGUCAAUUUUGAGUAGGGAAUUUAGAAUUUUUUUUUUGAUUUUAUUGCGGAAAAGAUUUAAAAAGUAGAUUUUCUUGAAGUUAUACUCUUUUUUAAAUUUUGUACUUAUUUUUUGAAACUGAAACUUUUGACAGUUUUUUUUAAAAUAAUCUCUUAUUUUGAUCAUAGGUUGAAAAAAUCGAAAGAAUUUUUCGUUUAUUAAAAUAAGUCAACCAAUCAAGGUAAACAAACAAAUCUUUGGAUACAAAAAAAAAUCUUAUUCAAAAUCUAUUCAUCAUCCUUCAGCCAAAACAUGUUUGAAAUUCGUAAAUAUUCUUUUUUUUUAAUAUGACGUUUGAAAAAUCUCAUUUCGACUUUUUUAAUUUCAAUAUACAAAUUUAUUUUUUUUUUCUGGUAUCACUGAAGGACGUUUCUGAGCUUGAAAACAAAAACUGAACUUCAUAAUUUUUUUUUAUCAGAAAUCAAAAUAUGGUCAAUUCAGCAUAAAAUUGAUAAUUGAUUGAACACUUUUGAUUUGAAUACCUUAGAUUGAUUAUUUAGUGUUGCCAAAAUUGUUUACAGUGUUUCGAUAAAGGUUGUUUCUUUUAGUAACAAACCUAUUGAUCAAAACUUCCAGAGAUAUUUUAUUAAAAAUGUACUGCAUAUUUGGAUUAUACAAAUCACUUCUGGAACUCAGUAAGAAGGAAAAAAGUUAAUUUUGUAGACCUGUAUAUUAAAACAGAAUCGAAAUUUUGGAGUCAAAUUCAGAAUGCAAAUCCGAAUCCAAAGUAAGAUUUCGAAGUUAAACUCUUUUUUUUUAAGAUAAAAUUAAAGCUAAACUCCAGAGAAAGAUCUCAGAGUCAAAUUUCGAAGUCAAACUUCGAAGUCAGAUUUCCAAAUCAGAUUUCGAAAUUGAUUCGGAAGUCAGAUUUCAAAGUAAGACUCAAAAGUCAGAUUUAAAAUAUAAUUCCGAAGUCAGAUUUCGAAGUAAGAUCACAAAGUCAAAUCUCAAAAUCAAAUUUCGAAGUCAGAUUUCAAAGUAAGAUUUCGAAAUCAGGUUCUAGAGUCAGAUUCCGAAGUCAAAAUCUAAAGUCCGGUUUCAAAGUUAGAUUUCGAAGUCAGAUUCUGAUAUCAGAUCCCGAAGUCAGUUUUAGAAGUCAGAUUCGAAGUCAUUUUUCGAAGUCAGAUUCCAAUGUCAGAUUCCAAUAUCAGAUUUCAAAGUUAGAUUUCGAAAUCAGAUUCCAUAGUCAGAUUCCGAAGUCAAAAUUCAAAGUCAGAUGUAGAAGUUAGAUUCCAAAGUCAGAUUUUGAAGUCAGAUUUCGAAGUAAGAUUUUGAAGUCAGAAUAAAAAGUCAAAAUUGGAAGUCAGAUUCCAAAAUCAGAUUUCGUAGUCAGAUUCCGAAGUCGGAUUUAGAAGCCAGCUUUCGAAAACAGAUUCUGAAGUCAGAUUCCAAAGUCCGAUUCCGAAGUUAGAUUGAGAAGUCAGAUUCGAACGUCAAACUCCCAAGUCAGAUUUCGGAGUCGAAUUUCGUAACGAGGUCAGAAUCCGAAGAAAUCUGAAGUCAGAUUUCAAAGUAAGAUUUCGAAACCAAAUUCAAGAGUCAGAUUCCGAAGUCAAAAUUCAAACUCAGAUUUCGAAGUUAGAUUUCAAAGUCAGAUUUCGAAUUCAGAUUUCGAAGUCAGAUUUCGAAGUAAGAUUUUGAAGUCAGAAUAAACAGUCAAAAUUCGAAUUCAAAUAUCAAAGUCAGAUUCCAAAAUUAGAUUUCGUAGUCAGACUCCGAAGUCGGAUUUAGAAGUCAGUUUUCGAAAUCAGAUUCUGAAGUCAGAUUCCGAAGUAAGUUUCCAAAUACAGAAUCCGAAGUAAGAUAGAAAAGUCAAAUUCCGGAGUCAGACUUCGAAGUCAGAUUUCAAAGUGAGAUUCCGAAGUCAGAUUUAGAAGUCUGAUUCCGAAAUAAAAUUUCGAAGUCAGAUUCCAAAGUCAAAUUUCAAAGUAGGAACUGAAAGUAGGAUCUCGAAGUUAGAUUUCGAAGUCAGAUUUCGAAGUUAGAUUUCAGAGUCAGAUUUCGAAGUUUGACUUUGAAAUCCGAUUCCGAAGUCAUAUUUCGAAGUCAGAUACCAAAAUCAGAUUCCGAAAGCAGAUUUCGAAGUCACAUUCCAGAGUUAUAUUUUGAAGUCAGAUUCCGGAAUCAGAUCCCAAAGUCAGAAUUUGAAGUAAGAUCUCUAAGUCGGAUCUCAAAGUCAGACUUCGAAGUAAGAUUUUGAAGUCAAAUUCCGACGUCAGAUUUCAAAGUUAGAUUUUGAAAUCAGAUUACAGAGUCGAAUUUCGAAGUCAGAGUCCAAAUUCAGAUUUCGAAGCUAUAUUUCGAAGUCAGAAUUCAAAGUUAGACUUUGAAACCAGACUCCGAAGUUAGAUUUGGAAGUCAGAUAUUGAAGUCAGAUUUCGAAGCAAGACCUUAAAGUCUGAUCUCAAUGUAAAAUUUCGAAGUAUGAUUCCAAAGUCAGAUUUUGAAGUCCAAUUGCGAAGUCAGAAUCCGAAGUCAAAUUCCGAAGUUAGAUUUCAAAGUCAGAUUUUGAAGGCAGAUUUCGAAGUCAUAUUUUGAAGUUAGAUUCCGCAGUCUGAUUUCAAAGAAAGAUUUCGAAAUCAGUUUUCAGAGUCAGAUUCCGAAGUCAGAAUCCAAAGUCAAAAUUUCAAGUAAGAUUCUGAAAUCAGAUUUUGAAAUCAGAUUCCGAAGUCAGAUUCCAAAGUCAAAAUUCGAAGUCAGAUUCCGAAGUCAAAUUCCAAAGUAAGAUUUCGAAGUGAGAUUUUGAAGUCAGAUUCCAAAGCCAGAUUUUGAAGUCAGAUUCCGAAGUAAGAACUCAAAAUUAGAUAUCGAAGUCAGAUUUCAAAGGUUAGAUCACGAAAUUAGAUUCCAAAGUCAGAAUCUCAAGAUAAAAUUCGAACAUUGAUUUUAAAGUCAGAUUCAAAAAUCAGAUUUCGUUGUCAGAUUCCAGUUUUAGAAGUAAAAUUCGAAGCCAGAUUUCGAAGUCAGAUUUUGAGGUCAGAUUCCGAAAACAGAUUUCAAAGUAAGAUUUCAAAGUCAGAUCUCAAAUUCAGAUUUCGAAGUCAGAUUUCUAAGUCAGAUUUCGAAGUCAAAUUUCGAAGUCAGAUUUAGAAGUCAGAUUCUAAAGUCAGAUUCUAAAGUCAGAUUUUGAAGUCAGAUUCCGAAGUCAGGUCUCAAAGUCAGAUUUCGAAGUAAGUUUUCGAAGCAGGAUUUCCUAGUAAGUUUUCGAAGUCAGAUUCCAAAAUCAGAUUCCGAAAUCAAAUGCCAAAGCAAGAUUCCAAAGUCAAAUUUCGAAGAAAGAUCUUAAAGUCAGAUUUCGAAUUAAGAUUUCGAAGUCAGAUUUCAAAGUCAGAUUUCGAAGUCAGAUUCUGAAGUCAGAUUUUGAAGUCAGAUGUCGAUGUCAGAUUCCAAAGUCAGAUUUUGAAGUCCAAUUCCGAAGUCAGAUUUCGAAGUAAGAUAUCAAAGUCAAAUCUAAAAGUCAGAUUUCAAAGUAAGAUUUCGAAAUCAGGUUCUAGAGCCAGAUUUCGAAAUCAGAAUCUGAAGUUAGAUUUCAAAGUAAGAUUUCGAAGUCAGAUUUCGAAGUCAGAUUUCGAAAUCAGAUUCUGGAGUCAGAUUCGAAGCCAGAUUUUGAAGACAGUUUACGAAAUCAGAUUUUGAAGUCAAAUUCCUAAGUCGGAUUUUGAAUUCAAUUUCGAAGUUGGAUCUCGAAGUCAGAUUCCAAUGUCGGAUUUCGAAGUCAGAUUUUUAAAUAUGAUUUCAAAGUCAGAUUCCGAAGAUAGAUUUUGAAGUCAGAUUCCGAAAGAUUUCGAUUCAUAUUUCAAAGUAAGAUUUUGGUUUAUAUUCCAAAGUAAGAUCUCAACGUCAUAUUUCGAAAGAAGAUUACGAAGUCAGAUUCCGAAGUUAGUUUUCAAAGUUAGAUUUCGAAAUCAAAUUCCAGAGUCAGAUUCCGAAGUCAGAAUCCAUAGUCAAAAUUCGAAGUCAGAUUACAAAGUCAAGUUCCGAAAUCAGAUUCUGAAGUCAGAUUCUGAAGUCAAAAUCCGAAGUCAGAUUCCGAAGACAGAUUUCGAAGUCAGAUUCCGAAGACAGAUUUUGAAGUCAGAUUCAGAAGUCAGAUUCCGAAGUCAAAUUCUGAAGUGAGAUUACAAAGUCAGAAUUCGAAGUCAUAAGAUUCCGCAGUUAGAUUUUGAAGUCAGAUUUCGAAGUCCAAUUUGAAAUGCCGAAAUCAGAUGCACACUCAAGAUUGAAAUUUUUUUCAAUUGGUGAAUACAGGCUUGAAAUUCAGAUUUUGAAGCUGGAAUUCCGAAUUUUAAAAUCGAAUCAAAUUUUUUUAUUCAGUUUUUCUAUCCAUUUUUAUUUCAAUUUUCAUCACAUAUGAAAAUUUAUUUCAGUAAAACAUAUCAUUUUGAACGAAAGAUCGUCUAUACAACAAAAAUUGAAAUAUUUUUUAUUUUUUAUUUUCAUUUUAAAAGUACUUUCUUUGAAUACUUGAAAUACUUUAUAGAAAUAAAAAAUGAGAAAGAUAACUGAACUUCAAAAUAAAAACUAGUGAUUGCAUUAGCCAGUAGUACAUUGUGAUAGCACAACGCCAUCUGUUGUAGGGUAGUCAAAACAUUAAAGUUUAAAAAUAUUUUAAAAUUCAUAUAAAUGAAAAUUUGACCAUUACAACAUGUUGAGGGGGAAAUAAAUUAAACAUCCCCCCAACUUGUUUAUGUGUAAAUAUUGUACAUUUAAAGUGGAACUAUUUUAACCCGAGCAUGUGUACUAGCUGUUGACAUGUAGAUAUCUCUCAAUAUUCAAAACUUUACAACAAAUGUGUAAAAAUAAGAUUAAUAUUUCCGUGAGCUACACUUAAGUGCAUGUGUUUGUGAAAUAUAACGUGAAAAGUAAUGAAGAAUUUUUGAGAAAAAAAGCAAUCGUCUUAAUUAGUGUUCAUUCGAGAAGUGAAAAAAUUGAAAAGUUCAUUUUUAAGAUGGUAUUUUUGACUUUUUGUUAACAUGGAAUCGUAGAAUUUUUUUUUGAAGAUUUGUUGGGCUUCUUCAUUUGGAAAGAGUUUCAAAACUGUAGAAAGUAUUGAAAAUGUAUGGAAAAUUAAUUGACAAAAAAUAAAUUAGUCUAUGAAGCAGAGUUGUAGCGAAAAUUUCUCAAAGGAACUGUGCGUGUGUUCGUGUGAAGGUUGACAUUUUGCACCAAACAAAAAAAUCACGAUCGAUAAAGUAGAGCGCUUGGCACUGUGGCCGCCGAUAUGUUGAAAACUGAGACUGUUAUUAUUACUAUUAUCUGUUUUCCAACCAACUGCGACGUCAGAGUUGCGCGAAAAGUAGAGCUGCAAGCAAAAGUCGAAAGCUCUCCGCUAGAAUCCAGCUCGAUGGACGACGAGAGCUUUCCGGGCCCAGAUUUUUUUUUUGGAUCAAAACCGAGGCGUAGAGACUCAACUAUACUACUGUAAAGUAACAAAUCAAGAAAAGUUAAAAAAUGCUAAAAAUGUUAUAAAAAGGCUGUGUUUAUUCCCCUUGUUUAUUGUUUGUAGGAAAUUUUCCUUUGUUUACUUUCUAUCGUCUCAAAAUAAUGAUUAAAGAAAAAAAAGCAAGUAAAGCAAGAUUUCUCAUUCGCCCGGAUUUUCUGUUGUUUUCAUUUUAAUUUCCUUUGUAACCUUUGAGAUACUUACUUGAUACGGACGAUGCGAAGCAAGAUUGUUUGAGUGUAAAUUCGGGUUAAUUAUGUAUGGAAUCCUACAACAAGAGUUUAAUAGACUGUCCGCAACAUGAUUCGGAAAACGAAUGCCGUCUUGUCGAGAUCGAAAAAGAGAAAAAUUAGCAACAAUAAAGAAGUAAAAGGUAAACCUUUAGGAUGUGUGAGGAAGUCAGACACAUCUAUUCCAGAUUUGCAGCAAUUCUGGCAACACUGAACAGCUGUCAAAGUGUGACAGAUUAAAGAGAGAGAAAGAGGAAAUAAGAAAUACUAAGAAAAACAACGCGCGAAGCAAGCUGCCAAAAAGAGGGCGGCAAUAUUAUACUAAACUGAAGAAAAUAAAGAAAAAGUUUAAAAACAAAACAAUAGAUAUGAACAUGAAGUUUUUUAAAAACUGUCUAGUGACUACAAAAUUAUUGAAAAGAACCAUUACGAUAGUUGCAUAUUACUUUGUAGAUCAUUACAUUCUCUGUGAUUAGAAAAAUCGAAAAAGGAGGAAAAAAACGAAAAACUAUGAAAACCUUAACCAUAAAAAUCAUUUUUUUGAUACUGUAACUAUAAUUUAAAUUUCAAUUCAUUCUACUUACGAGAUAAUUCAGCAAGCGAUUAUUGAAUGACGCAUGGAUUUAAAAUACCCACAAAUUUAUGAGAAAUGAAAUAAAAAACACACAUGAAUUACUGUAAUUUUAAUUAAAUAAAAAACCAUUUGACUAAGUUAUGAGCCACAUGCUGAAUAAUUGAUAGAUUUUAAACCUACAAGCUUCUUUGAAAACGAAUAAAAAAACAAAAACAAUGAAAUGCCCUGAGGAGGAAAACACUCAAAAAAAGUUUUUAAGUACUACUAGUUGGUUUGUGUCCAUGGAAUUAAACAAUAAACUCUCAGAAAAACCUACAAAAAACGCUUUGUUUUAUUUCCGAACACUUGGAACGUCCCACCAUGCGAACGAAAAACAAAAUGCGCGCGCACCUUUAAUCCACUCGGUCGAUAAAGAAGAAUCAGACAAAUGCCAGCCAGCCAUUUGUCGGCCUCUCUCUUCCUUCUUUAAAAGAGCAACGCCCAUCACAAGAACCCCAAGAGACGAGAGGACCCUUUGUUUUGAAAGAGAAAACACAUCCGAGUAAAAGUGUGACAAAAAAAAACCAACAUAAACUCGAUAAACAACAUCUUACUGACUCAUCUGACUCUUAGUUGUCAACGAAAAAUCCUUUUGCCGCAUCUUAAAACCACCAUACUGUAGCUAGUCCAAAACAAACAAACAAAACCAUCGAAAGAUCGGACGUUUCCGAGUGUUUUCCUCAAGUAACGAAACGAAACUGCGAAACGCGACUGACAGAAAACCAGCGUUCCUCGUGACAGCCACUCGUGCUGUCAAACAAAACAUAAAUAAACAAAAACAAAACACGCAAAAGAUGAAACGAAACGACGACUAUAGCAAAAGAUUAACUUGAAGGGACAAAAAGAAUAAACCAACAAAAUAAAUAAUGAAAAUCAAACUCGAGCGAAUAGUUUUGCAUUCCUUAUCAAUUUAGUUUUGUAAUCGAACUCGAUGCGAAAGAGAGAAAGAGAAAACGUAAAUUGAAGUUUAGUUUGUUAAGUUGCCAAAAUAAAAAAAAAACUUAUACAAAAAUUAAAGAAAUUAUCCGUCAGAAGCUGAUCUGUUAUGAAAGUUUUAAAAAAAGUCACAAAACAACCAACAGAAACGAAUUCGAUGGUACUUUUAAUCCUGUAAACAACAUUUGUAAACAAACUACUGCUACUGCAUUCAAAACUUAUGACUGUCAAACGUAAACAAACAAAUAAAAGAAAAAUACAGAAACCAAUAAAUAUAUAUUUAAAGAAGAAGAAAGUCAACCUAAAAGAAAAGCUCUAUAUUUUACACUACACCAAAACAAUCACGAAUAGACAAAAGAGAAACUAACAAAAGAAGCAGAAACGAAAACAAAGCAAAUCAGUGUCGAUAAAGCAGAUCGGACACUCUGUUACACAAUCAAAACCAUAAAAGCAUGCGUCUUCAAUCGUAGUAAACCAUGAAAUACACAAACAAUUUCAAAGCAUACUGAGGGAAAUAGACAAGGCAUGGAAAUAAAACAUAAACAAAAACAAACAGAACACAUAAUUUUAUCUGUACAUGAAGACAAAAACAAAAACCUAACCAAACUUUAGAAGCAACAAUUAUUACAGUUUCAGAUGGACAAAAAAUCGACAAACAUCCGGUUUGGAACAGUUCGGAGCUGUGUAUUACUACUCUCUAAUCGUAAAAUCUACCAUUAGACGAAGCAGAAGAAGCAAAUGAAAAAGCAUCGUGUGUUAUUCAGUGAUUUAAGAAGAAAUUAUCUACUUAAAUGGAAAAUCUUCAAACCAUCAGAUUCUCCAUUCACCAAGGCAACGGCUGCAAAACAGAAACAUAAAACGGUAAAACCGAUUCAAACAUAUAUUCAUAAUAAAAUCUAACAAACCAAGAGAAGCAAACAUAAAAAAAUCAUACCCAUACAAACAAAAUCAAAACAAAAACACACACACACACACACAUGAGGGACACAUCUUUUGAAUGUUCGAAAGUUAAAAAAGUUGAAGAUAAAAUAAAAAAAAAAUUGCAACAUUCGUUGCACGAUUGAAGUUUUUUUUGUUUUGUUAAGUUUGUCAAAGUGGAGAAAAAAAGGAAAGGAAUCUUAAUCCGAUUGUUGAGAGAUGUGUAUUUUAAUGAGGGAAGGGAGAAAACUUCCUAAACGAAGGGAAAAAAAAAAGUUUCGUUGCGAAAGGAGGAGUUUUGUUGUCGGAAUGUUGUGGUCUUGAUGUAACAAAACAAAUACAAAACAAAACAAACAAAUGAAGCAAAACAAGCAAAGUAGCAAAGAAAAGGAAUCAAAAGAUGUGUUCGUAUGCAAACAUAAGCUGAAUAUUAUUAUUAAUAUUAUGAAUAAAUAUUAUAUUAUAAAUAAAUAAAUAAUUAAUAAAAAAAAACACUAUGAAUGAAAGAAUGUGUCAUGUAAUGAGUAAUUUAAUUUACGAUAUGUGAAGAACAAGAUGAGUAAUAAAGAGUUUUUUUUCUGAAGAAAUACAAAUAAACCAUAAAACCAAA
Uranotaenia lowii is the source of this 11332-nucleotide messenger RNA. Its product is annotated as terminal nucleotidyltransferase 5C. The transcript has a single exon. NCBI's taxonomy places the organism in Eukaryota, Metazoa, Arthropoda, Insecta, Diptera, Culicidae. Bases 40 to 1833 code for a protein of 597 amino acids. Gene Ontology annotation, biological process: mRNA stabilization. The record is from RefSeq and is a predicted model, not a curated record. Gene Ontology annotation, molecular function: poly(A) RNA polymerase activity; RNA binding.